This is a messenger RNA of Lingula anatina, 1166 nucleotides long. RefSeq names its product small ribosomal subunit protein uS15m. NCBI's taxonomy places the organism in Eukaryota, Metazoa, Brachiopoda, Lingulata, Lingulida, Lingulidae. Gene Ontology annotation, biological process: mitochondrial translation. Gene Ontology annotation, molecular function: RNA binding; structural constituent of ribosome. The record is from RefSeq and is a predicted model, not a curated record. Gene Ontology annotation, cellular component: ribosome; mitochondrial small ribosomal subunit.
CUACGAGAUUUGACUAAAUAUUACGAGAAUGUGCGAUAAGAAAAUGGCUGCCUCCUCGGACUGAAGUGGGAAUACUUCGUUGUGCAUUGAGCAUCCAUAAAUUGCCCGAAAAAUGUGUUCUCUUGUGCCUGCAGCUAUUCGUAGCUGCCGUGUACCGCUCUUCAAUUCUAAAACUUUGCUUAUGGGAUCAAAUAUGCAGUGCUUGGCUGUUUUUCAAGGAAAUUUGUUAGAGCCAAAAAGAUAUGUGUCCAGAAGGCAAGCCAAACUUCACCGCUUUCCAACUUUAAAACCAUUUAAAGUGAAGUACACAGGUGACAUUACUAAGGCUCUUGAACCACUUGACCUCAGUCCACUGAAAACUGGCUUUCAUGACCAGUAUUUAAUUGAUAAAUAUAUGGGUAACGAGAUGAUAAAAAGAGCUUGCAGUCUGGAAUUUGCAGAUGGGCAAGAAAAGAUGGCCUACCGACUUUAUGAUAUAACAAGAAAAGUGCAGAUUCAUCCUAAAGAUCUUGAUUCGUUGGAAGUUCGAAUUGCAAAGUGGACAAUAAGGAUUCGCAACCAAAUUCAGCAUUGUACACGAUGCAAACGGGAUAUUCGCUCCAGGGUCCAGUUAAAAGAGAGGAUAGACAAGAGGAGAAAACUUUUGAAAAAAUUGCGAAAAGAAGAUUACAGGAAGUUUAAAUGGCUUUUGGAAUUUUUGAAAAUCAAGUAUAUCCCUCACCCUGAUUAUUAUAGAAAGCUCAGUAAGAGAAAACGGGCACGUUUGGAAAUCGUAAAACAAGCUCUUGCUAUACGUAGAGAAAAGAUUAACACAGUGAAAGAGAGAGUGGACGCAGAGAAGGCCCAAUUUCAGAAGUACAAAGAAGAAGUUUUAGCAAAUGUAGAGCGUCAGUUGAAAGAACUAGAAAUUGAACAGACCAAAUUGCCUAGGAAACCAUCUGUAAAGACAUGAUAUUCAACGGUUUAUGUUUAAAGACUCCUCAUUGACAUUUGCAUCAGGGUCACUCCAAAAUAAGAAGCUUAAGAAGGAAGAUCUUGAAGAUAAAUAGUUUCAUCCAAAACGCAUUGCAACAGACCUUUUUCACUUAAUAAAUAGUGAAUAAGUCUAUGGUUUGAUUUAAAAAUAAUAAUGUGUAAAAUUUAAUAAAUUGAUCUUUUAUCAUUAU